AUGUCGUACCUGAAAGUAAUGAUCAUAUGGAACAUAGUUUACAUAUCCCUGGUGAUCCUUUCACUGUCCCUGAUUCAAGAAGUGGCUUCUCAAGCAGUCUCCUGCAAAGGACGUUGCUUUGAAGUCUAUCAAAGAGGAAGAGAGUGCGACUGUGACAUAGACUGUAAACAAUAUGGAAAAUGCUGCCCAGACUACGAAGAACACUGUAAAGAAUUACACACAGAAAAGCCAGUGCCCAAGACUCCUCCCCCAAAUAAAUCGACGUCCAAAAGGUCAUCUACAGAUGAGGAAAAGAAGCCAGAGGAAGAUACUGGCACUGUGACCAGUCCUCCUCCAACAACUCCAAAAGAUGAAGAGACAACGCCUGAACUCACGGAAUCACCAACAACACCCAAACCUGAAGAGACAACCCCUGAAGCCACUGAGGCACCAACAACACCAAAAGAAGAGGAGACAACGCCUGAAGCCACUGAGGCACCAACAACCCCCAAAGAAGAAAAGACAACACCUGAAGCCACAGAGGCACCGACAACACCCAAAGAAGAAGAGACAACCCCAGAAGACACUGAGGCACCAACAACAUCCAAAGCUGAAGACACAACCCCUGACGCCACCGAGGCACCAACAACUCCAAAAGAUGAAGAGACAACGCCCGAACUCAUGGAAGCACCAACAACACCAAAAGCUGAAGACACAACACCUGAAGCCACUGAGGCACCAACAACACCCAAACCUGAAGAGACAACCCCUGAAGCCACUGAGGCACCAACAACACCAAAAGAAGAGGAGACAACGCCUGAAGCCACAGAGGCACCGACAACACCCAAAGAAGAAGAGACAACCCCAGAAGACACUGAGGCACCAACAACAUCCAAAGCUGAAGACACAACCCCUGACGCCACCGAGGCACCAACAACUCCAAAAGAUGAAGAGACAACGCCCGAACUCAUGGAAGCACCAACAACACCCAAAGCUGAAGACACAACACCUGAAGCCACUGAGGCACCAACAACACCCAAACCUGAAGAGACAACAACUGAAGCCACUGAGGCACCAACAACACCAAAAGAAGAAGAGAUAACACCCGAAGACACUGAGGCACCAACAACACCCAAACCUGAAGACACAACCCCAGAAACCACUGAGGCACCAACAACAACCAAAGAAGAAGAGACAACACCUGAAGCCACUGAGGCACCAACAACCCCCAAAGAAGAAGAGACAACCCCUGAGGCCACUGAGGCACCAACAACACCCAAAGAGGAAGACACAACACCUGAAGCCACUGAGGCACCAACAACAUCCAAACCUGAAGAGACAACGCCUGAACUCAAGGAAGCACCAACAACACCCAAACCUGAAGAGACAACCCCUGAAGUCACUGAGGCACCAACAACUCCAAAAGAUGAAGAGAUAACACCUGAAGACACUGAGGCACCAACAACACCCAAACCUGAAGAGACAACCCCUGAAGCCACCGAUGCACCAACAACAAAGAAAGAAGAGACAACCCCAGAAGCCACUGAGGCACCAACAACACCCAAAGCUGAAGACACAACACCUGAAGCCACUGAGGCAUCAACAACUCCAAAAGAUGAAGAGACAACGCCCGGACUCACAGAAGCACCAACAACACCCAAACCUGAAGACACAACCCCUGAAGCUACUGAGGCACCAACAACACCAAAAGCUGAAGACAUAACCCCUGAGGCCACUGAGGCACCAACAACUCCAAAAGAUGAAGAGACAACGCCCAAACUCACGGAAGCACCAACAACACCCAAACCUGAAGACACAACCCCUGAAGCCACUGAGGCACCAACAACACCAAAAGAAGAGGAGACAACCCCUGAAGCCACUGAGGCGCCAACAACUCCAAAAGAUGAAGAGACAUCCCCAGAAGCCACUGAGGCACCAACUGCUCCAAAAGAUGAAGACACAACCCCUGAGGCCACUGAGGCACCAACAACUCCAAAAGAUGAAGAGACAACGCCCAAACUCACGGAAGCACCAACAACACCCAAAGCUGAAGACACAACCCCUGAAGCCACUGAGGCACCAACAACACCAAAAGAAGAGGAGACAACCCGUGAAGCCACUGAGGCGCCAACUACUCCAAAAGAAGAAGAGACAACACCUGAAGCCACUGAGGCACCAACUGCUCCAAAAGAUGAAGAGACAAUCCCUGAAACCACUGAGGCACCAACAACACCCAAAGCUGAAGACACAACACCUGAAGCCACUGAGGCACCAACAACACCGAAAGAAGAAGAGACAACAUCUGAAGCCACCGAGGCACCAACAACCCCCAAAGAAGAAGAGACAACACCUGAAGCCACUGAGACACCAAGAUCCAAAGAAGAGACAACCCCUGAAGUCACAGAAGCACCAACAACACCAAAAGAAGAAGAGACAACCCCUGAGGCCACUGAGGCACCAACAACACCCAAAGAAGAGACAACCCCAGAAGACACUGAGGCACCAACAACACCCAAAGAUGAAGAGACAACCCCUGAAGCCACUGAGGCCCCAACAACUCCAAAAGAUGAAGAGACAACGCCCGAACUCACGGAAGCACCAACAACACCCAAACCUGAUGAGACAACGCCUGAAGCCAUUGACGCUCAAACAACUCCAAAAGAUGAAGCGACAACGCCUGAACUCACGGAAGCACCAACAACACCCAAACCUGAAGAGACAACCCCUGAUGCCACUGAGGCCCCAACAACUCCAAAAGAUGAAGAGACAAUGCCCGAACUCACGGAAGCACCAACAACACCAAAAGCUGAAGAAACAACCGCUGAGGCCACUGAGGCACCUACAACACCCAAAGCUGAAGACACAACACCUGAAGCCACUGAGGCACCAACAACACCCAAAGAAGAAGAGACAACAUCUGAAGCCACCGAGGCACCAACAACCCCCAAAGAAGAAGAGACAACACCUGAAGCCACUGAGACACCAAGAUCCAAAGAAGAGACAACCCCUGAAGUCACAGAAGCACCAACAACACCAAAAGAAGAAGAGACAACCCCUGAGGCCACUGAGGCACCAACAACACCCAAAGAAGAGACAACCCCAGAAGACACUGAGGCACCAACAACACCCAAAGAUGAAGAGACAACCCCUGAAGCCACUGAGGCCCCAACAACUCCAAAAGAUGAAGAGACAACGCCCGAACUCACGGAAGCACCAACAACACCCAAACCUGAAGACACAACCCCUGAAGCCACUGAGGCACCAACAACACCCAAACCUGAAGAGACAAUCCCUGAAGCCACUGAUGCACCAACAACCCCCAAAGAAGAAGACACAACCCCUGAAGCUACUGAGGCACCAACAACACCCAAACCUGAAGACACAACCCCAGAAACCACUGAGGCACCAACAACACCCAAGUCUGAGGACACAACCUUUGAAACCACUGAUGCACCAACAGUCCCCAAAGUCACAGAGAUGACCCCUGAAGCAACGGAGGUCACAACAACCCCCAAAGUGGAAGAGACAACCCCUGAAGGCACUGAGGCACCAACAACCCCCAAAGUCACGGAGACAACCCUUGCAGCCACAGACUUCCCAAGAACCUCAAAAGCUGAUGACACAACGCCUGAUGCCCCUGAGGAACCAACAACCCCCAAAGCUGAAGACACAAACCCUGCAGCCACAGUGGCUGUGACUACUCCACAAGCUGAAGAGACAACCCCUGCAUGCACAGAAGCUCCAGCAACUAUGAACGUCAAAGAGACAACCCCUGCAGCCACGGAGGCCUCAACGACUCCCAAGGCCAAAGAGGCAACCCCCAGAGCCAAAGAGACUACAACCCCUGAAGUUGCAGAGACAACCCCUGUUGCCACGGAGGUACUGACAACCUCAAAAACCAAGGAGUCAAUCCCUGAGGCAACAGAUCCUCCAACGACCCCUAAAAUGAAAAGAACAACCCUUAAAGGCACAGACAGACCAAAAGCACCUAAAUCUGAACAGAAAAUCCCUGAAGCCACAGAAGCACCAACAACCCCUAAAGCUGAGGAGACAACCCCUAAAGCCACAGAAGCACCAACAACCAAGGUUGAUUCUCCCACCACUCCCAAAGCCGAGGAGAAAACUGCUAGUGCCACAAAGGUGUCAACAAUCCCCAAAGAGAAAGAAAUAAUGCCUAAGGUCACAGAUGCUCCAAUAUCCCUGUCUGACUCUCCCACCAUUCCUGAAGUUGAACUUUCUACACCUGCACCCACAAAUGUUAAACAAGGCGCAACUACUAUAUAUAGCAAACUAGUAAGUAUAACCGAUAAAAGUGACAGAACAACAACUAAACCUAUUAUGACCCCGGUAACCAUGGAGUCCUCAACUAAAAAAGAAACAACCACGGAGAAAAAGGAAGUAACAAUACCCAAGAAAGACAAAACUACUGUGCUUAAAGACAUUUUGAAAGGUAGAAGAACUACUGUAACUACUUCAGAUGCAACCCCUGCACCCAGUCAAGCUGUUAGUACAACAGCUGAAUUAGAAGCAACUACUACAUCCAAAAAGGCUGCAACAGCAGCUACGGAAGGAGAAGCAACCCCAGCUACACAAGACAAAACUCCCACACCAAAAGAGACUUUACCAUCUACAGCUAAAAGAGAACAUGCUGUGGGAACCAUAAUUGUAACAACAUCAGCAGCUACAAGCAUUAUACGUAAGCCCACUAUGCUGCCAACAACUGCCAAAACAGAUUCAACUCCUAAACCCAGGGAGAUUGUGACAACAACUAAAAGAGACACAACUAUGGAAACUACACCGGCUGUACCAGCAGUUGCUGAGUGCAUCAUUCCCUCUAAAGAGACAACAGCUGGUGAAAAAGAGUUGACCACCCUUGCGAAGGAAACUAGCUACACUACUGAAAAAGAAACAGAAGAUGCCCCUGGAAAGUCCCCUACCCUUGACAAGAAAGAAGAAACUACAGUGAUCAGAGGUAGAACAACAACAGAUAAAAAAGACACAAUAGAAGAAAUGUUUCUUGUUCCUAGAGGGACAUCCAAGCCAUCUAUACGCUUCCAGGAGAUUACUGACACCCAUGAUGAGCCCUCUCCACCCAGCCCUAAAACCAUGCCAGUAGAAGAGCCUGAGAUAAACAAGCCUUUAAUACAAACUGCAGACUUGCCAGUUUUAUCUGGAGGAGCAGAAAGUAAGUGUACAAAACCAGAGAGCACAGCAAAACUUGUGAGUAAAGGAUGUGCAAGUACUUUCUAAUUAGACCAUGUCAGCAUCCUGAAUGGGUAGUACUUAAUUUUUCAGUAACUUUUUUGAUGUCCUCACUAUGUACCACAGUGCAGAAGCUCUUGGGCACUUUUAGAUCCACUGAUAAAUAUAUAUGUAUAUAAAUACAAAUAGGUCUUUUGCAUGAAAAUACUUGGGAUUCUUGUU
Messenger RNA from Lagopus muta (rock ptarmigan), 5403 nucleotides. It is a transcript of the gene PRG4, whose product is annotated as proteoglycan 4. The record is from RefSeq and is a predicted model, not a curated record. Lineage: Eukaryota; Metazoa; Chordata; Aves; Galliformes; Phasianidae. The transcript has 4 exons. Gene Ontology annotation, molecular function: scavenger receptor activity; polysaccharide binding. Bases 1 to 5229 code for a protein of 1742 amino acids. Gene Ontology annotation, biological process: immune response.